Messenger RNA from Betta splendens (Siamese fighting fish), 1639 nucleotides. It is a transcript of the gene gltpa, whose product is annotated as glycolipid transfer protein a. The record is from RefSeq and is a predicted model, not a curated record. NCBI's taxonomy places the organism in Eukaryota, Metazoa, Chordata, Actinopteri, Anabantiformes, Osphronemidae. The coding region runs from base 177 to 806 and encodes 209 amino acids. Gene Ontology annotation, molecular function: ceramide 1-phosphate transfer activity; ceramide 1-phosphate binding. Gene Ontology annotation, cellular component: cytoplasm; cytosol; membrane. The transcript is spliced from 5 exons. Gene Ontology annotation, biological process: intermembrane lipid transfer; ceramide transport.
CACACACACACACACACACACACACACACACACACACACACACACACACACACACACACACACACACACACACACACACACACAGUUCCUCCCUUGUCGGGGUAAAUCUGCAGUAGUGGGGGGUUGACAGCCCGUUGCUAUCAUUUUAGAGGUGAGCGUGUGUCCGGACCAAAGACAUGGCUCUGCUAAUGGAGCACCAGUUCAGGCAGCUGCCAGCUGACAGACAGGUGGAAACAAGACCUUUUCUGGAGGCAGUGUCAUACCUUCCACCAUUCUUUGACUGCCUUGGUUCUACCAUUUUUGCACCAGUCAAAGCCGACAUAUCUGGCAACAUCACAAAAAUCAAGGCAGUUUAUGACACCAACCCAGGACGGUUCAAGACGCUUCAACAGAUCCUGGAGGCAGAGAAGGAAAUGCACGGAGGAGAGUGGCCCAAAGUUGGAGCAACGCUGGCUCUGAUGUGGCUCAAAAGGGGCCUGAGAUUUAUUCAGGUUUUUCUCCAAAGCCUGGUGGACGGGGAAAAGGACGACAGCAACCCAAACCUCAUUCGAGUCAACAUCACCAAAGCCUAUGAAAUCGCCCUGAAACGGUACCACGGCUGGUUGGUGCAACAGCUUUUCAAGGCAGCACUCUUUGCGGCGCCGUACAAGUCCGACUUCCUGAAGGCCCUGUCCAAGGGCCGGGACGUGAAGGACGAGGAAUGCUUGGAGAAGAUCCGCAAAUUCCUCAUCAACUUCUCUGCCACUGUUGAUGCUAUUUAUGAGAUGUUCAGUAAGAUGAACGCGGAUCUUGACUACACAGUGUGACCGUUCCUGUCAUUUGUUCUUGUCGACUCCCCCUCAGGUCACCUGACCGACAGCCGUCAGACCCAUCAAACGUUUGUGCACCAUUAAUCUGCAUGUUUAAACUCUUUACUUAUACUCAAAAGUCACAAAUAAGUGAAGGUUACACAAGGUGAAGUGCUACUUCCAUUAAUAUUUUUUAAAACAUAAAAGCUAAAGAGUGAAUGUUGAUUUAAUGAACAGUAUCACUUUACAUACAAGAUAGAAUUUUAACAUAUUCCUGUUUAAAUUAUAAAAAACAAGUCUCAAAUUGAAUCUGAUCCUGUAGUCUAAUCAUUUACCUAUAUUGUUUAGCACAUCUGUUUAUGCCUUAAGCUGUAGGUAUGACUCACUGGAGCAGCUCUUCUGCCUUUUAUCAAAUAUAUUUUUUCUACAUGUCAUGUUGUGUAAACUUUGCAGGCCAGAUCAAAUGCUAAUUAUUAUUACUAAAGGUCUGAUUUGUUUCUUUUUGUUUAUGCAAAUUUUUGGAUAUGUUUCUAUGUAAAUGUGUUUCCACACAGUGUAAUUGUUGUGUUCUUCAGUCCACUUUGCUCUCAGGUGCUUUUAAACCUUAAUGUUCAGAAAACAAAGUGUUGCAUUACAGUGUUUUGCCUUAAAGGCUGUAACUUUUUAGAUGAUUUUAGAUUGAAGGGUAACUACAUGGCUGAUGUUUACUGUAAAGGCUAAAAUAUUAUAGCAAUAUAUGGUGAUUACUAUACUGUUUCAGUGCACAGAUCGAAUUGUCUGAUUUCUGGCUUAACCUGUGUUAUAGUGUUUGUAAAAUAUAAAAUCUGUUUCCAUAAAAAAAUGCAACACCG